This is a messenger RNA of Rhododendron vialii, 1815 nucleotides long. RefSeq lists its product as uncharacterized. The transcript is spliced from 2 exons. The record is from RefSeq and is a predicted model, not a curated record. Bases 1235 to 1696 code for a protein of 153 amino acids. NCBI's taxonomy places the organism in Eukaryota, Viridiplantae, Streptophyta, Magnoliopsida, Ericales, Ericaceae.
CCUUUUUCCUCUCCCAAAUUUCACAAAUUACAAAAAUCAAAAUUGUAAGAACGUAGAAUUGGUGUUUGGAGAAUCCCCUUUUGAGUCCAACUACAUUUGUAUGUAGUAUAGAUCUUCUUUUCUUUAACAUCGUAGUAUAGAUUGAUUAAUUGAUGAUGGGAAACACACCCUAAUCCUCGCUGUAUCGCUCAACCCAGUUUCUUCCUCGGGAGUGGAAGAGAAAUUUUUCACAAUGGAAAAAGAAGCAGAUCAAGCAAACUGCCCGUGAACGCAGCGACGGGCUCCUCAAUAUUCUCCAUCCCAAGCUGCCUUCUCAUGGAGAUUCUGAGCAAACUACCCAUGUCCACAAUCUGCAAUUGCAGGUGCGUGUGUUCAUAUUUCCGCUACUAAAUUUCAUACCCUCAAUUUGCUCAACUCCACCUCUCUACAUCACAACCCUCCCUCAUGUUUUGGGACCGUCGUUGGGAUUGUAUUGUGCACUGAAUAGAAUUGAUUCAUCCCUGUCUUGUCCCUAUCGGCGCAAACAACCGCUACGCGCCUAGGAUUUUGAGAUUCAAGUCUAAAUGUGAUGUACCCACUGCAGAAUUGGAGGUAUUGAGUUCUUGCAAUGGUUUAAUUUGCUUCUACUGGCCUAGGACUUAUAACCCAUAUGUUAUAUGCAAUCCGGUUAUCAAUGCGCAUGUGAUUGUACCCCAAAUGGAAAAGGUUUUUUUUGACCAAUGCGGUUCUGGGUAUGGAUUUUGCUCAAGGACUAAUCAAUACAAAGUGUUGCGUUUGUUAUCUCCGAGUAUAGGGUUUGGGGUGCCGGGAUUAAUCAAGUUGGAGGCUGAAAUCAACACUGUGGGGACUAGUAAUUUGUGGAGGAGAGUUGGAGAUGCUCCGAGCUAUCUGCAUUGCUGUUCUGGUGGUUGCUUUUUAAAUGGGUCUCUUCAUUGGAUUGUCCACGACACUGAAAAUUGUUUCGAAUCAAUGUGUUGUUUUGACUUUGGGAAGGAGAGAUUCCAGCCAUUUCCGGGGCCAUCUCAAUUUCGUGGACUUCCUGGACAACUUCGGAUGGAAAUGAUGAAAAUGGGAGUGUUGAAGAAUGGUCUGUCAGUAUUUCAUCAUCCUAAUUGUUAUAUGCUUGAUAUAUGGGUGAUGAAGGAUUAUGCAGUGCGGGAGUCUUGGACUAAAGAUUUUGUCAUUAAACUCCCAUGGGUAGCAACUUACUUUGGCUAUAUUUAUCAACCGUUAAAUGGUUUUGAACAACGGGGUUAUCUUGAUAGUAUAUGCUUUAUCUGUCCUGCUUUCUUGUAAUACGAUGGACAAAAACAGUUUCAGAAAGUUCAUGGUCAAUGGGAUUUCAUCCUUCACUAGAGCAAUGACGUACAUUCCAAGCUUUGUUUCAAUAAUGAAUGCUGCCAGAGGGAGAUACUCUUACGCAUUUUACUACUAUGGUAGAAUUGAAGAUGGGCAUUUGAUUUACAAGCUUUGUGAUGUUCCAUGGUCGUUUUACGCUGAGUUGUGGAACUUGAAUGAGUGGUCAAUAUCUACAAAAAGGAGUUGGACAGUCACAGGAAAAGAAGCCAUGUUUUGUAUAUGUUGGUUGAGAAGAUGGCAAAGGUUGGGCAUAUUUCAUACUCAUUUGGGUUGGAAGCCAAUGAUUCAUUCUUACGAGUUGAGGAAAGUAACUAUCAGUUGUUUGAGUCAUCUCUAAAUCGACUCAAGCAAGAGAAUUUUUACAAAUUAUGUUUGGACAGAUGAUGCCUCAAGCAUAUUGUCAUCGUGUUUUACUUGUAUUUGGCUUUCGUUAUUUAAAUCACCUUAUCUGCCUUU